UUGGCACUUUUCGCCAGAGAACCCGAGACUUGGAAAGGUCAAAUUGUCGUAGGAAGCAGCAAGCUUUCAGCCUGCCAUGUUCAGAAUACGAAAAGUUGUUGCCGUGAGAGACAGGCUGGAGAGUCUCUUCUGCACACGAGCGUGAAAGUCACGAAGAAGGGAUUAAAAGAUGAGCCAGAGAGGGCAGAUCAUCUGUCGGACGGAAGACCGACACGAUCUGCAGCUCGAUCGGCGCCCCGACAAAAAGCAUCAAGCCUAACGACGGUCUGGGAACAAGAUCAUGAUUUUAUUGCAACCUCAUUCUCACCGAUCGUCGGUCUACAUUGUCGUCUGCACAAGUGCACACAGGCCUUUGAAGCAAUCUCCUGUCGCGCACAUGUACCUGCGACGGUCGCCAUGGUAAAGUGA
Molecule: messenger RNA, 408 nt
Organism: Protopolystoma xenopodis
Lineage: Eukaryota; Metazoa; Platyhelminthes; Monogenea; Polystomatidea; Polystomatidae
Source: the annotation of a GenBank genome assembly